Messenger RNA from Anoplopoma fimbria (sablefish), 927 nucleotides. Its product is annotated as olfactory receptor 11A1-like. Gene Ontology annotation, cellular component: membrane. The record is from RefSeq and is a predicted model, not a curated record. Gene Ontology annotation, biological process: G protein-coupled receptor signaling pathway. The transcript has a single exon. Gene Ontology annotation, molecular function: olfactory receptor activity; G protein-coupled receptor activity. NCBI's taxonomy places the organism in Eukaryota, Metazoa, Chordata, Actinopteri, Perciformes, Anoplopomatidae. Bases 1 to 927 code for a protein of 308 amino acids.
AUGGUAAACGCUACGCAGGUUUCAUAUUUCAUAUUGAGUGCCUACUUUGACACUGGGGUUCUCAAAUAUUUCUACUUUGUUAUUAUUAUGUCUUUGUAUAUUUUAAUUGUUUGUUCCAAUGUUUUGCUGAUUGCUGUUAUCUGUAUGAACAGAAGCUUACAUGAACCUAUGUACCUUUUUCUGUGCAGCCUGUUUGUAAAUGAACUGUAUGGUAGUACAGGGUUGUUUCCAUUCCUUCUGGUUCAGAUCCUCUCUGACGUUCACACUGUUUCUGCUCCACUUUGUUUCCUGCAGAUUUUCUCUGUGUAUUCGUAUGUGUGUGUAGAAUUUUUAAACUUAGCCAUCAUGUCUUAUGACAGAUAUCUCGUUAUCUGUUAUCCUCUACAAUAUAAUACUCGUAUGACAUUUACCAAGGUUGCCGUACUUAUUGCUCUAACGUGGUUAUUCCCAUUUCUUGCUAUUAUUGUCUUGAUUUCAUUGAGUGCACCUCUACAGCUGUGCGGGAACAUCAUUGACAAAAUUUACUGUGGAAACUACUCCAUUGUUAAACUGGCCUGUUCUGACACUCGAGUCAAUAACAUUUAUGGGCUCCUUUACACUGUCAUCUCAAUCAUCGUUCCUCUCAUUUUAAUUAUUUACACUUACUUGAAGAUUCUUAGAGUUUGUUUCUCUGGCUCUAAACAGACCAGACAUAAAGCUAUCAGUACCUGCACACCUCACCUUGCUUCUCUGCUCAACUUUUCUUUUGGUGGGUUUUUUCAAAUAUUGCAGAGCAGAUUUGAUAUGAGCAAUGUACCCAAUAUGUUGAGCAUUUUAUUAUCCUUAUACUUUCUAACAUGCCAGCCUCUCUUUACCCCAGUACUAUACGGGCUGAAAAUGUCCAAAAUCCGCACCAUGUGUAAACGUCUAUUGUGUGGUGAAAUGUAG